AUGUCUUUCACGCGAGCUGUAUACAGAUCAAUUGCAUCUGGACUUGCGCCUACCAGAUAUACAGUCACAUCUCAUAUUACUCGAUUCAGGCAUAGACCACCACUUAUCCGGCCAGUUCUGCUGGGAAAUUCAUCUAUGAUCGGAUUCCUGUCUUCCUUUUUAAGCAGUUCUAGCUCCAGUGCAAGUUCAAAGAAUAUGGCAAACUACCCUGAAAAACGGACAGAUGCAGAAUGGCGCGCAGUUCUCUCGCCAGAGCAAUUUCGUAUUCUUCGCCAGAAAGGAACCGAACGCGCCUUCACCGGAGAAUAUGACAAGCAUAUGCCCGAGUCUGGCGUCUAUCAAUGUGCCGGUUGCUCUGCACCGCUAUACAAGGCUUCUCAUAAAUUCAAAUCAGGCUGCGGCUGGCCGGCAUACUUCGACUGCAUCCCCGGCUCAGUCAAACGUCUUGAAGAUCGAUCUUUUGGUAUUAGUAGAACGGAGAUUGUGUGCUCGAAUUGCGGAGGCCACCUGGGUCAUGUCUUCAAGGGAGAAGGGUACGAUACGCCGACUAAUGAGAGACACUGCGUGAACAGCAUUAGCUUGAAGUUCAACGAGGAUGAAGGGGCCGCGAAGGCAUCCAAAGAGAACAUAUAA
Molecule: messenger RNA, 633 nt
Organism: Trichophyton benhamiae CBS 112371
Lineage: Eukaryota; Fungi; Ascomycota; Eurotiomycetes; Onygenales; Arthrodermataceae
Exons: 2
Coding region: 1-633 (210 amino acids)
Biological process (GO): protein repair; response to oxidative stress
Molecular function (GO): peptide-methionine (R)-S-oxide reductase activity
Source: RefSeq, a predicted model, not a curated record